CGCCGGCGCGGACUGAUGAUGUCACCACCACUUCCGGUCCCUCGCGCUUCGCUCCGGCCCGAGCCAGCAUGAUCCGCUGGGCCCCCAGCGCAUCGCCGGGAAGAGCCCACUCAUCCUGGACCCACCCUUCAGCAGCCUCAGACCGUCCUUGAGGAGGAUGACUGAGACAUUAUGGGCCACGCACUGUGUGUCUGCUCUCGGGGAACUGUCAUCAUUGACAAUAAGCGUUACCUCUUCAUCCAGAAACUGGGGGAGGGUGGGUUCAGCUAUGUGGACCUAGUGGAGGGGUUACAUGAUGGACACUUCUACGCCCUGAAGCGAAUCCUGUGUCACGAGCAUCAGGACCGGGAGGAGGCCCAGCGAGAAGCGGACAUGCAUCGCCUCUUCCACCACCCCAACAUCCUUCGCCUCGUGGCUUACUGUCUGAGGGAGCGGGGUGCCAAACAUGAGGCCUGGCUGCUGCUACCCUUCUUCAAGAAAGGUACACUGUGGGAGGAGAUAGAGCGGCUGAAGGACAAAGGCAGCUUCCUGACUGAGGAGCAGAUCCUUCAGCUGCUGCUGGGCAUCUGCAGAGGCCUUGAGGCCAUUCACACCAAGGGCUAUGCCCACAGGGAUCUGAAACCCACCAAUAUCUUGCUUGGAGAUGAGGGGCAGCCAGUUUUAAUGGACUUGGGGUCCAUGAAUGAGGCAUGCAUCCACGUGGAGAGCUCCCGCCAGGCCCUGACCCUGCAGGACUGGGCAGCCCAGCGGUGCACCAUCUCCUACCGGGCCCCGGAGCUCUUCUCAGUGCAGAGCCAUUGUGUCAUCGAUGAGCGGACUGAUGUCUGGUCCCUAGGCUGUGUGCUGUAUGCCAUGAUGUUUGGGGAAGGCCCUUACGACAUGGUGUUCCAGAAGGGUGACAGUGUGGCCCUUGCUGUGCAGAACCAGCUCAGUAUCCCGCAAAGUCCCAGGUACUCUUCAGCGUUGCGGCAGCUGCUGGCCUCGAUGAUGACUGUGGACCCCCAGCAGCGCCCUCACAUUCCUCUCCUCCUCAGUCAGUUGGAGGCCCUGCAGCCCCCAGCUCCUGACCAGCACACUACCCAAAUCUGAAGACCAGUGGCCAUGUUGAAGUGGCUUCUUGUGCCUUGGAAAAGGGGCUCCAUUCCUCACCGGACGCAUCAUCAGUCCUUUCCCGGACUUUCUUACAGUUUAGGGUAGGGGGCUGGGGAAAGUCACCCCAGUCCUGCAUCUGCUCUUCUGCCCUCGUAGCUGCAGGAGCAACACCUGGGCAAGGAGCCUGAGGGUAGGGUGCAGGAAAGGGAAACCGAGGGCAUGUGGUGGAUGGCUCUGAGCGGGUCGCUGAGCUCACAUCAUGUUCUGUCUCCACAUGGGGGCAGGAGAGUGUGUAAACAAUAAAGUGGAAGCAGGUCAGUGCGGA
Messenger RNA from Tupaia belangeri chinensis (Chinese tree shrew), 1417 nucleotides. RefSeq names its product serine/threonine kinase 16 (gene STK16). Gene Ontology annotation, biological process: protein phosphorylation. Lineage: Eukaryota; Metazoa; Chordata; Mammalia; Scandentia; Tupaiidae. Gene Ontology annotation, molecular function: ATP binding; protein serine/threonine kinase activity. The transcript is spliced from 8 exons. Gene Ontology annotation, cellular component: cytoplasm; Golgi apparatus. The coding region runs from base 172 to 1089 and encodes 305 amino acids. The record is from RefSeq and is a predicted model, not a curated record.